Molecule: messenger RNA, 942 nt
Organism: Hypomesus transpacificus
Lineage: Eukaryota; Metazoa; Chordata; Actinopteri; Osmeriformes; Osmeridae
Product: chymotrypsin-like elastase family member 2A
Exons: 8
Coding region: 45-842 (265 amino acids)
Biological process (GO): proteolysis
Molecular function (GO): serine-type endopeptidase activity
Source: RefSeq, a predicted model, not a curated record
UGCAGACGUGGGAGAGAAGAGCGCUUUGAAGACUGUCAAACACAAUGAAGCUUUUGGUCUUCGCUGUCCUUGUUGCUGGAGCGUACGGGUGUGGCCUGCCCACCUUUGCCCCUGUGGUGACCAGAGUGGUGGGAGGAGAUGAUGCUAGACCACAUAGCUGGCCCUGGCAGGUCUCUCUGCAGUACAACAGAGAGGGGGAAUGGAGGCACACCUGCGGAGGCACUCUGAUCUCUGACCAGUGGGUCCUAACAGCUGCUCACUGCAUCAGCUCUAAGCAGUACAGGGUGGCCCUGGGAAAGCACAACCUGAUCAACGAGGAGGAGGGAUCUCUGUACGUGGCCCCGGCCAAGAUCGUCGUCCACGAGAAGUGGACUCAACUCUUCAUCCGCAACGACAUCGCCCUGAUCAAGCUGGAGACCCCCGUCACCUUCUCUGACUCCGUCAUGGCCGCCUGUCUUCCUGAGGCCGGCUUCCUGCUGCCCCACAACGAGCCCUGCUACGUCACCGGCUGGGGACGCAUCUCCACUGGAGGUCCCAUUGCAGAUGACCUGCAGCAGGCUCUUCUGCCCGUGGUUGAUCAUGCCACCUGCACCCUGCCUGACUGGUGGGGCUUCAUGGUGGCAGAGACCAUGGUCUGCGCUGGGGGAGACGGCAUUGUGUCUGGAUGCAACGGGGACUCUGGUGGGCCUCUGAGCUGCCGCAACGCCGAGGGGUCCUGGGAGGUCCACGGCAUCGUGAGCUUCGGAUUGGGCCUCAGCUGCAACUACCCCAAGAAGCCCACCGUCUUCACCCAAGUCAGCUCCUACAGAGACUGGAUCGACAACACUAUGGUCAGCAACUAAAGGAACAAGCACCUGGACCUGUCUAAAGACUAACUGCACGUCACCUUAGCAAAGCUUAGCUUGUAAAAAAAAAUAUUUCAACAUAAACAUCUGAUUUUAA